Molecule: messenger RNA, 2575 nt
Organism: Sebastes umbrosus (honeycomb rockfish)
Lineage: Eukaryota; Metazoa; Chordata; Actinopteri; Perciformes; Sebastidae
Product: netrin-4
Exons: 10
Coding region: 393-2384 (663 amino acids)
Biological process (GO): substrate adhesion-dependent cell spreading; cell migration; basement membrane assembly
Cellular component (GO): laminin trimer
Molecular function (GO): protein binding
Source: RefSeq, a predicted model, not a curated record
UAGAGCGCUGGAGCUGGCUGGGACAAGGAGCGCUUGGAUUGGCUGUGACUUAAUUAAAACAUUUACACGAAUUAAUUAGCAUAGAAAAAAAAGGGAGCUAUCAUUUCCACCGUUUUGGCGAACACACAGACUCUCUCUCUGUUGCGCAAAAUGGAUGAAAACAAACAUCCAUCAAAUGGGAAUUAAGUGACAAACAUGGAGAGUUUAUUAUAGGACUGACCGAUGACGACCCACUUCUGUCAGAGAGAUGUCCUAUAGCUGCUCCAGAGGAUGCUCUGAACUUUAUCAAGGAUUUUUUUUCAACAUUAUUCCUGGAAGGACAUUGGAACAGAUACUGGAGACUUUGCGCAUUGCGUAAUUGGCAAUAAAAAUGUCCUUCAGAUCUGCUACACAUGAUGUUGGGAGUAAUCUCUGCAGGAAGGUGUUUCUCGCAUCGUGCAUGUUGUAAACACAGCAGGAUGACAGAGUCUAGUGUGCUUUGGAAAGGUCUGGAUCGGAUGCUGGUGUUGCUCUGUUGGCUGUUUCUGGUUCUGGAGAGGAGUGGAGCAGCUUCCAGAUGUGCGGACCACGCCUGCAGCCCACCAAUUGGGAACCUGGCCAGUGGCAGGACCCUCCUCACCCACUCAAGCUGCUGUGGGAACCACCACAUUCCUUGCCCCCAUCCUCCUGGGACACUGUGCCCUGAGGACGCCCACCCACCUGGUCACAUGACCGACGACCCUUUCUCGCAUCCAGACACUUGGUGGGCAUCAGGUGCAGGCGCCACCGUGCAGGAGCAGCAGGAUGAGAUCCGGUUGGACCUGGAAACUCAGUUCUGUUUGUCCCAUGUGGUUUUGGUGUUCAGGUCACCGCGGCCUGCUGCCAUGGCUGUCGAGCGUUCGGCUGACUUUGGAAAGACCUGGGAAGCUCUAAAACUCUUUGCUCGCAAUUGCAGCACGGAGUUUGGUUUGCCUGAUGAUUUUACUAAGCCGGGCUCUUUGUGUACAUCCCGCUAUACCAGCGCUACACCCUGCAGUGGGGGGGAGGUAAUAUUACGGACACUAGACCCCAGCAAUGCCGGAACGAUGGACCCUUACAGUCCAGAGGCCCUCGACCGCCUCACCCUCACCAACCUCCGCAUCAGGCUGCUAAAAGCUCAGACCUGUGCGACACCUCUAAACCCACCUGCAGAAUGGAUAAGCCCUGCAGCCUCAGCUCUGACUCCCACACCCACCAGAGAAAGCUCAGCCUCAGCACCUUAUGCUAUUUAUACUUUACUGGCCAGAGGGACCUGCCUGUGCCAUGGACAUGCUGAGCAAUGUGUGCCACACAACAUCAGCCAAGAUGCAAGACAGGACAGUAACAUGGUGUCUGGUAGGUGCCUGUGUACUCACCACACAGCAGGCGAUCACUGUGAGAAGUGUGCCCCGCUCUACAAUGAUUGUCCCUGGAUGCCCGCCAACAGCAGCGGCGGGGAGUCCAACCCGUGCCAGAAGUGCCAGUGCCAUGGUCACGCAGACAGCUGUCACUUCUCUCAGCGAGCAUGGCUUUCCUCCGGUGGCACCAGCGGGGGCGUCUGUGACGACUGCAGACACAACACUGUCGGCCGCAGGUGCCAGCGCUGUCGCCACGGCUACCACCGCCACCCAGCCCUGCCCCUCAACUCCCCCGACGCCUGCACACGCUGCUGGUGUGAUCCUCGGGGCUCUUUACCUACUCGUCCGGGUGAGGAGGGACCCUGGUGCCACCCUCGGAGCGGGCAGUGCCACUGCAAACCAGGUGUCGGCGGCACAAGCUGCAGCCACUGCCUGCCUGGCUACUGGGGUUUUGGAGAGGAGGGCUGUAAACCCUGCACCUGCCCUCACAGCUGUGAUCCGACCACUGGGGAGUGUCUGGACAGCUACUCAAAUAAUCAGGUGUUCAAUGUGCCCAUUGGUGGGAAAAUCCCUGAUCUGGAUCACAUGUUCACAAUAGAAGAGGAGGUGCAGUGGUCGAAGGAGCUUGCAGUCUCUGCUCUGCAUUACACAGGGAAGUGUAGCUGUAAGGAGAAAAAGCUGAGGAGUGUGUCUGACCUAUGUAAGACCAAACACGAUUAUGUGAUCAAGGCCAGCGUGCUGUCUGCUCACGACAAAGGCAGCCACGCAGAGGUGCGAGUCAAAGUUCGCAAGGUCCUUCGAUCAGGCCAAGUGGCGCUCUACUUGGGGACCAUCAGCAUCUAUCCUCUGUCCUGGACCAGCCGCGGCUGCACCUGUCCUAUUCUAAACCCAGGUAUGGAGUACCUGCUGGCCGGCCCGGAGGAGGCCGGGACCGGCCGUCUACUGGUCACCAUGCAGAGCGUAGUGGUCCCGUGGACUCCCCGACUCGGUCUACUAAUAUCAGAGGGCCUGAGGAAUGGAUGCACAUGAACACAGAUCCAAAAAGGCGGGACAGACUUCAGAGGAUUUCACAGGGAAAUUUGAGUCAGCGGACAAUUCAGAAAAGGGACUGAAAAUCACUGGACAACAUGCUGCGUCAUCAGGAGUCAAACUCAUGAUCCGUCUAUUGAAGACAGGUGCUCACAAUGUGUGAGUAAAUACAAAAUAAAGACUGAAAUGAA